AUGGAGGAGCAAAAAGAUAGAUCAAAAAAAAGAGAAAAAAGACAUGAAGAGACCUGGGAUCCUUUUCAGCUAAAUCCAAUUGGUGCCGAAAAAGAACGUAAAAGAAGAGGUUUUGUUUUUUUGCAGCAUCUGUUUGCUUUCUUUGUUGGACUUUUAGUUCUGGGCUCUGCGUUUAUUAGUAAGGGUUCCCUGCUAGUUCUUACUACAAUGGCAAGUGAGAAUUCUUUGAUUAAAAAGGACAGGGCUUUCCACCUCCUUAUGGUUGCAUGCAGUUUAGCCGUACCAAAUGUGCUGCUAUUUCUGAAAUCACUUUGGAAAUGUGCAUUCAAGAGCUGUGUGGCACCUAAAAUUAAAACAGUGCUUGUGAUAUGCCUGAUUGAAUCCUUUGUGUCAUUUGGUACUUCACUCCUUGCACUAGUUGCAAUGCCCCAUUUUGAUAUUCUGACCAGCCUGUUCAUAUUAGGCAGCGUUUGUUUUUUCUCAUCAAUUUUCCAGGCAGCAUUCCAUUUACAGAAGAAAGCUUGGAAAAUAAUUUUUCCAAUUUGUUCUGUUGUGUUUGUGUUAGCCGGCUACAUUCUUUUAGGACUAGAUUAUUAUAUACGAACAACAUCGACUAUUACUAAUGGGAAUUCAUCAAAGGACUAUUUGUAUGUUGGUCUUGGUAUAUUUGCAUCUAUCCUGGUGUCUCUUAACUGGUGGGAAAAUUCAUUCCAAGCUAGUGAUAAACCGCAUAAUACCCUGAUAGAGUUGGAAGGAUUCAGAGACUUUGUAUUUGUGAUUUCUAGCAUUCUGAGGACAGCUGUUAUUGGCAUAGUGUUUGCAGUAUAUAUCACAAUUGAAGGUGUUGAUUGGUCAGUUUUCAGUAACGUUCCAGCUGAUACUGUCCAACGAGGUGUUGGCCUUUUUCUAUUGCAAGCUUUUGCCUCUGCUGUGUGCCACUGGUUUGGGGUGGUGAGCUGUAAAAUACAUGCUGUCCGCUGCAGCUUUGCUCUCCCCAUUGUGCUAACAACACCUGCGGUAGUCAUUGCAUUUGUGGCAUCAUUCUUGGUGCAGUUUAGCAAUAUCCUUGAAAACAAUAUCAAUGCCACCAUUGGAGGGUUUUGCUCAGAUUUUUAUGAUUACAAACUUAUGGACACUUCAAAGCUGGUCUUGGAUGAAAUCUCCAAUAGCAUUUGCCAUACAUCAGUACGGUAUAACGAGCCCUGGGGCCCUGCAGUAAUGGGGCUAGAAGGUCUGUGCUGGUGGGUCGGGCUGUUGUGUUCAACCUACUACAUUUGGACUCAGAAAUUCCAGAGAAUAGAACGGACAUCUCAGAUAUUUGUUCGCCGACUCUAUGAAGCUGCCUUCAUCGAUCAAUCCUUACUUUUAAACACCAGGAUCAUCAAAGAGAGAAAACAAGAGAGUGGUAAAAAAGUUGAAAAUUGCGUAAUUUACCUCUGUGCAACAAUGUGGCACGAAACUUACGAUGAAAUGUUAAAGAUCCUCACAUCAAUGUUCAGGUUGGACAGAUAUAGGGGUGAUGUGAAAGAACAACAUAAAGAUAAGUUUGAUUUUGAAUGCCAUAUAUUUGUGGAUGAUUCAUUUGAGAAAGAUACCUGCCAUGUCAACAAAUACGUGAAAGAUCUUGUCAGUGUUGUAAUAGAAGUUUACAGGGUAUUUACCAAUAAGGAGCCUGAUGAGGUGUCAAUAUUUGAAACACCAUAUGGAGGACGAUUAACCUGUAUACUUCCAGAAGGAAAUAUGUUAUAUAUACAUCUGAAGGAUAAACAGUUGAUCCGUAACAAGAAAAGAUGGUCGCAGAUUAUGUACAUGUACUAUUUGCUUGGAUGGAAAGGCUAUAUUGCUAAUAAUCCUCAAAGAUUGCAGACAGUAGUUAACCCCUGUCGAGCAAGUCUUAUAUCAAUGAAUGGAAAUGCCUUCAUUUUGCCUCACGAUGAAAAUAACAGGAGAAAAAAUAUAUCGGAUGAUAACACAUUUAUCAUGGCUUUGGACGGGGAUACUGACUUUCAUCCAUCAGCUUUGAUCUUGCUGUUGGACCGACUUCGAAUGUAUCAAAAUGUAGGAGCAGCUUGUGGAAGAAUACACCCUACUGGAAUGGGUCCUAUGGUGUGGUAUCAGAAAUUUGAGUAUGCUGUGGGCCACUGGCUCCAGAAGACAGCUGAGCAUGUUUUUGGUUCUGUUCUCUGCAGUCCUGGAUGCUUCAGUUUAUUUAGGGGAUCAGCACUUAUGGAUGACAAUGUUCUUAAACGAUAUACAACUACCGCAACUAAAGCCUCGGAAUAUGUCCAGUAUGAUCAAGGCGAGGAUCGCUGGCUGUGCACACUGCUUCUUCAACAAGGCUGGCGAGUUGAGUACAAUGCAGCUUCUGAUGCCUACACCAAUGCUCCUCAGGAAUUUAAUGAGUUUUACAACCAAAGACGGCGCUGGGGACCCUCAACGCUGGCCAAUACCCUGGACCUCCUGCACAGUGGUGCAGAAACAUCUAAAAGGAACAGCUCAAUUUCCAGAGCGUACAUAUUUUACCAAAUAUUCACAGUUGGUUCGUCCAUUCUGGGACCUGCUUCUGUUUGUUUGAUGAUAGCAGGUGCCUUUUCUUUUGUGUUCAAUUGGAAUGCAAACUUUGCUAUUUUAUUAAGUGUUAUUCCUCCUGCUGUCUACAUCAUAAUUUGCUACACAACCAAACCUUCAUUCCAGCUGGCAGUGGCUGCAAUUCUGAGUGUAUUGUAUGCCUUUCUGAUGACUGCAACCUUCUUGUCUAUUAUAGGUCAAAUGGUAGAAGAGAAGACCUUUAUCACACCAUCAGGCCUGUUCCUUGUGUCAGCCAGCAUUUUAUAUGUAACGACAGCAAUCCUCCAUCCCCAGGAGUUUGGUCUACUUAUUUAUGGCCUGAUGUAUGUAAUCUGCAUCCCAAGUGGGUACCUGCUGUUAGCUAUAUAUUCAAUGGUCAACCUCCACAUUGUGUCAUGGGGUACCAGAGAGUCCACCAGUGAGGUGGGAAAAAAGAAAACUAUGGGUGUGGUGUGUGACAAGAGGUGCACAAUGUGCUGCUGGGAUAUAAAAAUAGAGGUCAAUCAAGAGACUAAGAAUGUGGUCUUACAACAACUCCAACAGACAAUUCAACAAAAAAAUCUAAACAAACAACAAAAUAUAAAUAAUCUGCAAGAAAUCCAACUCCAGACCCUCCCACAUGGAAAUGAGGCAGCACGUUCCAAAAGUGAAAACUCUGACGAUGAAUAUGAAAAUGACAAAGAAAAUCACAAUCACUUUGAGGUUGAGGAUGAGGAGCAGGAGCAGGAGGAGGACAGGCAGCAGGACGGAAUGCAAGAUAUACCUGAAAGUGUUUGGAUUAAACCGGUUCAAGAAGAAUUCCUAAAAAAACUUACUUACGCUAACUUGAAAAGAAACCUGGCCGAGCAAAUAAAGCAUGUGCUGAGAGACAAAAGGUACAAAGAUGUGUGUGAUGAAUUGGUUCUCAUGCUAACAGACACUUUGAAUCAAGAACUAUAUGGCACAGUAGGUCCAGAAGAUAUAUUACCUGACAAUUUGAUAGAAGAACUUAAGGAGUCCCUAUAUUUUUCCGCAAGAAGAAUUCUGGCAAUGGAUGAAAUGGAAAUUCUGGAAAUGAGAAUAAAAAGAGCUAUUGAAAAAACCCUAAUGGCUCCUCAGGUGGAAAAACUACUUGAUGAAGAAAAUGUCUUUUGGAUAAAGUUAAUUGAAAGAUACUUGGAACCUUUGUCAGAGGACCAAACCCAUAAAGAAGAGGUUAAAAGGGAGCUGAAAUCACUUAGAAACAAGGCAACAUUUCUUUACUUCAUUGUCAAUGUCCUCUGGGUGGUUGCUACAUUUUUCCUUCAAGCCAUUGGGGAAGCUAUCAGUAUCAAGAUUCCCAAAGUCUAUCCCAAUGGCACAGUCACGAAUGAAUAUCUUAAUGUGGAGCCCAUCGGAUUGAUGUUUCUGCUGACUUUUGCAGUGCUACUUAUUGUGCAGUUUUUGGCAAUGCUGUAUCACAGGGUAUAUACCCUUAUUCAUGUGGUAUCCUACAGAAGUAAGGAAAAAGAUUACAAUACCAAGGACUCUGAUGAUGAAGGUAAAGAUGGAUUGACAAUUUCUAACAACCUCUCACCUAUCUUACUAUAG
Molecule: messenger RNA, 4137 nt
Organism: Polyodon spathula (Mississippi paddlefish)
Lineage: Eukaryota; Metazoa; Chordata; Actinopteri; Acipenseriformes; Polyodontidae
Product: chitin synthase chs-2-like
Exons: 19
Coding region: 1-4137 (1378 amino acids)
Cellular component (GO): cell periphery; cell septum
Molecular function (GO): chitin synthase activity
Source: RefSeq, a predicted model, not a curated record